AUGGAUUUUAAGGGAGAGAGAUGUGUGAACCAAAUAGAGAAGUUGAAGAAAGAGGCAACCAUUAUGCUUGAAAAGGCUACGACACCAUUAACGCAGCUUGAGCUGAUAAAUGCAAUUCCAAGGCUAGGAAUGAAGUAUCUCUUUGAGAAGGAGAUCAAGAGAUUGCUAGUAAACAUAUACCACAACAAACCGAACCCCGAUGGGCUGGGAUAUAACUUACAUGCUAGUGCUCUCAGAUUUAUGCUCCUCAGGCAGUAUGGUUUUAGGGUCUCUCAAGAUGUAUUUACCGUCUACAGGGACAAAAAUGGGUUUAUGGAACACCUGAGUGAGGACGUUCAGGGAAUGUUGAGCUUAUAUGAAGCUGCACAUUUUCUUUUCGAAGGCGAAAGUAUACUAGAGCAGGCCAUAAUAUUUACAAAAAGACAUCUUGUUGAAAGGACUUACAACAAUAUAGAACUUCAGAAUCAAGUGAACCGCUCCCUGGAGAUCCCAUUGCAUUGGGGGAUGGAGAGAUCAGAGGCUAGGUGGUACAUCAAUGAAUAUAAAGAUGGACAAGAUGUGAACCAUGUUUUUCUUGAAUUGGCUAAAUUAGUUUUCAAUAUGUAUCAAGCCAUACACCAGGAAGAUCUUCGAGAUUUGUCGAGGUAUUAUAGACAUAUAUAA
Messenger RNA from Papaver somniferum (opium poppy), 663 nucleotides. Its product is annotated as myrcene synthase, chloroplastic-like. NCBI's taxonomy places the organism in Eukaryota, Viridiplantae, Streptophyta, Magnoliopsida, Ranunculales, Papaveraceae. The transcript has 3 exons. The coding region runs from base 1 to 663 and encodes 220 amino acids. The record is from RefSeq and is a predicted model, not a curated record. Gene Ontology annotation, molecular function: terpene synthase activity.